UCCAACAUCCACUGAGAUUCCGAGUUUCGGCCGAUUCUCGGAAAGAGGAGUUCAAGUCCUUCUCCAAGCAAGGUGGAAGGGACUUUAGUCAGUCCUGGUCCCAAGAAUCAAUGACCGUUGAGUGAGGCAGACGUGAAGCCGCCGUGCCUUUAAUAUCUAGGUGGUUUAAGGCGGAAUGAUUCUGCGCACCCAGCUGCUGGGAGUGGUGGUUGUGUUGGAAUAUAAUCUAUUCCAAACACAUUUGCAGUACCUUCACGCAAUUUUUUUAGUUGUAGAGUUAAACGAUAAUCUCUGUUUAUUCAGAACUGGUACUUGUUGAGUUAAACAAAUGAGGGUGGAUGGGUAGGCUGCUAGUGUACUGUCUCAAAUGAUAUGCAAAUACCUCUUUGUCUUGCACCUAAACUCACAGCGAGUUACACUGUCGAAAGGCACUGAAACCCACCUGCAGUGUCAGAGAGUCACAUUUGCCCAAUUUACGUAGAACUCCGAACUGCCUCCUGCGUUGCACUGAAGAUUCGCGAUCACUGACCAACUGAAAGAGUUCGACCCCGGUCUCUGUGAGUAAGAUGAGUGUCGGGACGGAUAAAUCAUCAGAUGUCCGAGUUGGUGUGUCACAACCCCAGGAACAGGCAGGUGUUGAACAGAACGGCCUGGACUUUACUCGACAGAUCAAAACUGAGGACCAGAGAGAGUCACCUUCACAGGACCUGCAGCCACUUCACACCUUGCAGCAGUUAGUGGUCGUACCUGGGCAUCAUCUGCAGACGGCAGCAACCUUCCUACUGCCUCAGACACAGCAGAGCCAACAAGGUGCACUUCAGUCUCCCAACUUGCUUCCAUUGUCUCAGCAAUCACAGAGUUCCCUCUGUUCUCCUCAGACUGGCGUUGGGCUCACUUCACAGGCAGUAAUUCGAUCAGGUCUCAUGGGCUCGACCCUGGAGUCACAUUUGGAAGCUCUUCCUCCUCACCAGGUCCCAAAGCAUAUUGCUCCAAAGCACAUCGCUCCUGUGCAGUCAGAUGAGCCGAAUGACUUGGAGGAACUGGAACAGUUUGCAAAAACAUUUAAGCAAAGGCGAAUUAAGCUGGGUUUCACUCAGGGAGAUGUUGGAUUAGCGAUGGGAAAACUAUAUGGGAAUGAUUUUAGUCAAACUACAAUCUCCCGAUUUGAGGCUUUGAACCUGAGCUUCAAGAACAUGUGCAAACUCAAGCCACUGCUGGAAAAAUGGCUGAGUGAUGCAGAAAAUGUCCCCUCUGAUUCUACACUGAACAGCCUGGCAUCUCUCACUCCGCAAAUGAUUGGAUUGGAGGGUCUUGGCCGCAAAAGGAAGAAGCGGACAAGCAUUGAAACCAACAUUCGCCUGACUUUGGAGAAGCGUUUCCAUGAGAACUCUAAGCCCAGCUCCGAAGAAAUUGUGAUGAUUGCAGAACAGUUGUCAAUGGAGAAAGAAGUUGUCCGUGUUUGGUUCUGCAAUCGGCGUCAGAAAGAGAAGAGGAUUAACUGCCCUGUUGCUCCAUCCACCAAAACACCAAUGUACAGCUCAAGACUGGUUUCUUCAUCUGGAUCCAUUGACUCUCUGAUCAUGACACAUGCACACAACGAUUUGAAUAUGACAGGAGUGUCUUCCUCCAGUAUGACCAACAGGCCCUCCUCACCAGUCACAUCGUCCACUGAGAGUGGACACACCUCUACGAGCAGUCAGUCUGGGCUCGGCACUACUCCAGGCUCACGAUUCUGGUGGAAUAGUCCCUCAUUUCUACACUGAAAGUUCUGGGAUUUCACUUUCUGAUCAGCCACUUCUUCAAUCCUCAGCUACAUUUUGCACUGUACAGGUGCACAGUGAGAGUGGACAAUGGAAAACAUGCAUUACUCAGAGACAACAUUUAAUGCAAAAGUUUUAGAAGUUUUGCAAUGAGAAUAUAAACAUUGCAAUUUAGUAACAAUGGUCCAAUGGACUGAGUGUUGUGCUGCCUUCAAUAUGUUCUCUUCACUGCCAAUCAAAGCUAAUGAAGCAUUAAACUGCAACCUUCUGCCAUUCUGAUCUCUAUCCAGUGGAUUUAUUAUAGUGCCUCUUUUUGUGCAAGUUGCAAUAAUGUUACCAUGAAUCUUUCACUGUACAUGAGACCUGACUCCCUAGAUGUUAGGAAGCAUUUACAGGCCCAUUUCUGUUUCCAUUAGCAGGAUGUUAUUUUACUUCCAAUUAAACUUAAUAUUCACCGUACCGCUGGCCCCUCUUUUUCUGUGACUCCAUUCUGACUGGCCAGUAGUUGUGUGAGCAUCUUGCAUUCAUGCUAUAGAUACUGGUCAAAAGAAUAAUGGGAGCUGAACCUCCGUGUUUGCUUAAUAUUAGGCUUUUUAAUUGCAUUAAUGUAUGUAUAAUUCAAGAUUGUGUGUAGCAAAAAGACAGUUCUUUUAACCCUGUAAUCCAUCUUUAUAAUGUCUGGGAUUGUUGCUCACAACCCUCUAAACUGCUGAACUGCUUUAAACUGUUUGGCUCUGGGCCUCGGCAAUAAUCUUGGCAAUAUUGUGAGCCUGCUCCUCAACUAAAUUCUGGGGCAAUAGAAACAAAUCUGAGAGAAUAUUAGAAAAUGGGUGACAACCUAGAUCUGCCCAGUUGUUCUGAUAUCCCAUCAAAAUGUGUAUGGUAUCAUUAUCUAUUUGUUGAUUAGAGAAUGCAGGCUUCUUGAUUACAAAUUGUGCCACAACAGCCUUAAGUAAAAGAUAGUUCAUACAAAUAUCUGCUUUGACCUUAUUAACUCUGCUUACAGGUUAUAUUUUCCAAUUCUACUUCCUCUUCUAUCCUGUGUUCAAUAUUGAGGAAUAUUUUCAACAUUCCCAUGUUAAACACGUUCCAAAAGUUAAUUAAUUGGUCACAUUAUCCAUAAAAAGUGAUACUUAUUAUUACUUUUAGGGCAUCUUCUUGUAAUUUCCUGAGUUUUUUAAAUUAAUGUAAAUUUUACAUUCCAGUUACAUUAAAUUUGUGAUUUCAGUGAAAAUCAAAAGCUACUUAAUCCGUGCCUUAACCAAAGUACAUUAUAUUAUCAUACAUAACCACUAAUUUAUACUCAUUACAUAGACCAUGAUUGAGGAUAAAAUGACUGUGGUUGAGGAUUAGAACUGCUGCAAUACAUAAACACCAGAUACAACAGAGUGGGUAUUGCAUUAACAAAGUAUAAUAUUCUGGAUAGUUUGACAGUCGGUCUAUCUAAGGAAACAAUCAAGUGAUGGAAGAGUGUUUCAGAUCUCAGAACUUCAACGGAUUGCAUCUUGUUCUUAGUAAAGUGACAAGAAUGUAAAAGAGGGACUUUCAUAUGUAUAAAACUUAAACUGUUUCAAUUGGCUUUACAGCCAGUUAUGCAUUUUUAUGUGCAGUCACUGUUGUAUCAGGGAAGCUAAAUGCAUAUACAGUAGUAUCUCUCAAACAGUGGUAUAAGCAUAUAAUCUAUAUUUGGUAAUGUUAACAGAGAGGUUGAUAAGGACACCACAGCUGCUUGAGGUAUGUUUUGUUUUAUUUGGUCUGAAAUUGAAUAUGAGGCCAUAUUUCAAAAUAUUAAACUGCUUCAUGUGUGGUAUUUGAAACCAUAACGUAUAUCUGCGCAGCUAUGCCAAGAAUAACGUACUUACUACUUUUUAUUGAGUAUGUCCAAUAAUACCAUUGGAGGUAGCAUCAACAGUUCAACCUAAAUGCGAUUUGUAAGUGCAAAGGAAGGGAACGGUUUAGCUCAUUUCUGUGAUUACUAGUUUUGUUUUAGAAGUCCAACUUGAAAAGGAUCCAAAAACAUUAAAGAAAAUGCUGCUCAUGUUGGAUAUCUGUGUUUUUUUAAAGCAGUUGAUGAAUUGGAAGUGAACUUAAUGAAAUAAAAGUUCAAGGCAACAUCCCUGAAGAAAAAGAAACAGAUGUAGCAGUUCAGAUUGUUAACUUUCAACAGAACUCCAUAAUGCUUUAAGAUACAGCAAGAAAGAAAGCAUAAAGGAGAGAAGAAUAGGGGAUUUUAUAUGUGAGAAGCAGUAUGGAUUAAAUGAUAAGAAAUGGCAGUACAAGCCAAAAUAACCAGACCCAUAGAAUAACUUGUGCCCUCCAGAGAAAAUAGCUAAAUACUUAAGACAGUAGCAUAAAAUAGAAUUUGGGGUGUUAAAGCCCAAGGAAAAUGGGAAUAGAUUGCAGAAGUGAGCUAUGGGAUGGGGCAAAUAGAAGUUCUUCGUUUUAUGUUCUUCAGUCUCAGUUUGAAGGUAGGCCCUGACUUGCCAUCUGGAAUUGCACUGAAGUAUUGGUCUGCCUGAAGAAAACAAAACAGAUGUAAUCAAUGUUAUAACAUUCUGUCCAUCCCGUUUUUAUUUAUUUUUCCUUCUGAAUUCUACAUGUUAUUUAUGACGUUGCUGUGUUGCUAAAUCAUGUGAAGUCUUGACUAAAAUACUUUAGGCUGAUGUGAUUUACAUGCUAAGGCCGAAUAUGAGUACGUCUAUCAUUGCUGAAAGGAGUUGAGGGAAUUAGCAAACUAGUAAUGUAUUUCAAAUAGCCUCAAAUAUUUGAGGACUCGAUAUCUAAAUAAUUUUGUGUGAGAUGGGGUUUUGUGGACGAUGUGUGGAGGUAGCUUUUGAUUAUUUGUAAGACUCUGCCUCAGUGGUCGGGACACCUGCCUUCAACUUUGUACG
Messenger RNA from Mobula hypostoma (lesser devil ray), 4651 nucleotides. It is a transcript of the gene pou2f3, whose product is annotated as POU class 2 homeobox 3. Gene Ontology annotation, molecular function: DNA-binding transcription factor activity, RNA polymerase II-specific; RNA polymerase II cis-regulatory region sequence-specific DNA binding. Gene Ontology annotation, biological process: regulation of transcription by RNA polymerase II. The transcript is spliced from 13 exons. Bases 567 to 1763 code for a protein of 398 amino acids. The record is from RefSeq and is a predicted model, not a curated record. Lineage: Eukaryota; Metazoa; Chordata; Chondrichthyes; Myliobatiformes; Myliobatidae. Gene Ontology annotation, cellular component: nucleus.